AUGUUCUCCCUCUCAUCUUCCGCCCGCCCGCUGCUAGCGGCGUGCCGGCCGUCGACGUGGCCGUCGCCCGUUGCCCUGCGCGCGGCCCCACGACCCGCACUUUCGUCGCCCCCCGCCGUCCUCGCGCGCGGCCGCCACUCCUGGGCGCCGAUGCGCGUGAAGUUCAUCAAGCGGCACAAGGGCGUGCUCCCCGUGCCCACCGGGGGCGCGACCAAGGGCACGACGCUCGCCCACGGGGAGUGGGGGCUUCGCAUCUGCGGCCACGGCGCGCGCAUCACCGCGCAACAGCUCAAGUCGAUCGACGACAUGAUCAAGAAGAAGCUGAAGGUCAUUAAGGGUGCCAAGGUCUGGUUCCGUGUGUUCCCGGACGUGCCCGUUUGCCAGAAGGUGCGUGGAAACGAGACUCGUAUGGGGAAAGGGAAGGGUUCGUUCGAGUUCUGGGCCACCAGGGUGGCUCCUGGACGCGUUAUUCUGGAGAUUGGUGGUGCUCCUGUUCGUGAGGAGCUGGCACGGCAAGCGUUACGCAUUGUUGCAGGAAAGCUCCCUACGCAGACGGAAUUCAUCAGCCGCAAGUCGCCUCCGAGACUGGGCAACAUGCUCAUUCACCCUGAGAUCCCGGCGGACGUGAACCCCUCGAUAACCCUAGAGCCUGCACCUCAAGUUACAGCAUAG
Molecule: messenger RNA, 672 nt
Organism: Epithele typhae
Lineage: Eukaryota; Fungi; Basidiomycota; Agaricomycetes; Polyporales; Epitheliaceae
Product: mitochondrial ribosomal protein L16
Exons: 4
Coding region: 1-672 (223 amino acids)
Biological process (GO): mitochondrial translation
Cellular component (GO): mitochondrial large ribosomal subunit; ribosome
Molecular function (GO): structural constituent of ribosome; rRNA binding
Source: RefSeq, a predicted model, not a curated record